Molecule: messenger RNA, 1544 nt
Organism: Purpureocillium takamizusanense
Lineage: Eukaryota; Fungi; Ascomycota; Sordariomycetes; Hypocreales; Ophiocordycipitaceae
Gene: RKI1
Product: Ribose-5-phosphate isomerase
Exons: 2
Coding region: 222-1364 (380 amino acids)
Biological process (GO): pentose-phosphate shunt, non-oxidative branch; D-ribose metabolic process
Cellular component (GO): intracellular membrane-bounded organelle
Molecular function (GO): ribose-5-phosphate isomerase activity
Source: RefSeq, a predicted model, not a curated record
CGACGAUGCUGCUUCCGCCAGACGACUUGGGCAUCCUCGGAUGACCUGGGCGCCCACAAUUGAAUUGUCGUGCCGUAAUCCCACACGUGGACGCCUAUACUUCCCAACACCGUACAAAGUAACAUACGAAGUACGUAGUGACUUCCCGGCUGAUCAAUUGAGCCCGCCUGCGCUGCGCAAGAACAACGAAGCGUGCUGCUGUCGUCCCAUCGGCUCUUCAUAUGCCGCGUCUGCUCACCCGUCAGAGUCAGACCAUUGAGAGCCUCGCAAAAGCUUUUCACCCACUCUCGUUCGCCGCAACGCCAGCAUCAGCCGCCACCGCACCUCUUGGAUCCAGCCAGUCUCUCAGACGGACUUUAGCUGCAUCGACCUUCCAUACCGCCCAUCCUCGCGCCACAUCUUCCCGCACAACGAACCGUCUCCAGCUGAAACCUCGACUACCCUACGCCGACAAUUGCACUGACAGCCGUGCCCGCAUCAACCCCCGACCCAGAGCCACGCAGUUGCGAGCCAUGUCUGACGCAGCGACCGCCGCGCAGCUCGUCGAGUCUGCAAAGAAGCUUGCUGCCACCCGCGCAGUCGACGAACACCUUCUGCCUUCGUAUAAAUACGUUGGCAUUGGGUCCGGCAGCACUGUCGUCUACGUCGUCGAGGCCAUCGUGAGCAAAGGCCCGGCUUUUUACAGCGGCAUGACCUUCGUGCCCACGGGCAGCCAGUCAAGAGGAUUGAUCAGAAACGCUGGUCUGACACUAUGCAACUUGGACGAGCGGCCCGUCGUCAAUAGUAGCCCAGUCGCCCUCGAUGUGGCCUUUGACGGCGCCGACGAGGUUGACAAGGACCUGAACCUGAUCAAGGGCGGCGGAGCCUGCCUCUUCCAGGAGAAGCUGGUAGCAAUUGCGGCUCGCAAAUUCAUUGCUGUGGCUGACUCCCGCAAGCAGUCCGACCGGCUCUGCACCAAAUGGAGGGCCAUCCCUAUCGAAGUCCUCCCCUUGGCCGCUCCCAGCGUGCUCAACCGCCUUCACGCCAUGGGCUCUCCCGGGGCCGCCGUUCGCUCCGGACUGCCCAGCAAGGCUGGGGAGUGUGUGACGGACAACGGUAUGUGGAUCAUUGACGCGCCCUUUCAGCCACUUCUGCUGCCGAGUGAGCUCACCCCUGCCGUCAAUGGCAAGGGUGCCAACGGUGUCUGGGAAAUCAACACACUGGCGGCAGAGCUCCUCGCCAUCCCCGGCAUUGUGGAAAUUGGUCUCUUCCAUGGCUUCAACGGCGAACAGGCCCUCGGCCUCGGCAAGGAGCUUCAGGCUCAAAAACCGGUCGCCGCCUAUUUUGGGAUUCCUAACGGUGAGGUUGAGGUGCAGCGAGCAUAGAGCCAGCAGUGCACAAAUGGAAACCCCAAACCGCCCCAUUCGGACGAUGCGGUACUGCAUGCGCUUGUUCUCACCAGGGACCUCCGCCUGGUAUCUUCCCACGCGCGUAUUCGUAGUAUUAAUGAUGAUGCAUGCAUAUGUAGCGAUAGUUGGCUCGUUGUCCCUACGGUAUUAUACAAG